GCUAUAUUAUUUAAAGACUGAAAGAUGCCUCUUUCUUUCAGAAAAAUAAACCAAAAACUAAAGACCUUCCACAAAACAGGAUUAUUUCACAGCUGGAUUAAAAUCUGUGAUCAUGGUGGGACUGAAGCCCUCUGAGGUUCCUCCUCCUCUGGGAGUGAAGGUGCUAAGUGCUGGUACUGCUGCCUGUAUAGCCGACCUGGUUACCUUCCCUCUGGACACAGCUAAAGUCAGAUUACAGAUUCAGGGUGAGAAGAUGACAGUGGGGGCUGCUAAAGACAUACGGUACCGUGGUGUGUUUGGGACCAUCAGCACCAUGGUGAGGACGGAAGGACCACGCUCGCUUUAUAAUGGACUGGUAGCCGGCCUGCACAGACAGAUGGCCUUCGCCUCCAUACGAAUCGGCCUGUACGACAACGUCAAGAGCUUCUACACAGGAGGCAAAGACAACCCCAAUGUUGGUAUCAGGAUCCUGGCUGGCUGCACCACCGGGGCGAUGGCUGUUUCGAUGGCACAGCCCACAGAUGUGGUAAAGGUGCGAUUCCAGGCGCAGAUGAACCUGCAGGGAGUCGCUCGUCGCUAUAACGGCACCAUGCAAGCAUACAGACAGAUCUUCCACCACGAAGGACUCAGAGGGCUCUGGAAAGGAACGUUACCCAACAUCACCAGGAAUGCCUUGGUCAACUGCACAGAGUUGGUGUCUUAUGAUCUAAUCAAAGAAGCCAUUCUUAGACACAAGCUGAUGUCAGACAACCUGCCGUGCCAUUUCCUCUCUGCGUUUGGUGCUGGUUUUAUCACCACUGUGAUCGCCUCUCCAGUGGACGUGGUCAAGACUCGCUACAUGAACUCUCCACCUGGACAGUACAGAAGUGCCGUUAACUGUGCCUGGACAAUGAUGACCAAAGAAGGGCCCACUGCCUUUUACAAAGGAUUCGUACCAUCAUUUCUGAGGCUGGGCUCUUGGAACGUCGUCAUGUUCGUGUCGUUUGAGCAGCUGAAGAGAGCGAUGAUGGUCUCCAGGAACAAAGUAGAAGGAAUAUAAAAUAAUCUGAGAAAAACUGUGCAUCUGUUUUAAUAUAUGGACUCAAAGUUAAACCAGUUGAAGAAGUAGAUGCAGAAUGGAUGAGAAAGAGAAAACGCACGCUGAGCUUUAGUAUUCUGAAACAGAAUGCAAGAGCAGUAUAUAUUUAUACCAUGGUAAUUACGAUCAUUUCUCAGGUUUAUAAUGCUUCAUCAGGUACAAGUCAAGUGUAUUCUGGUAUAACCGGUGGCUGUUAGCUGUAGUUGGCAGGUGGUGAAGUUCGUUCUGAACCUUCCCUUCUAAUAUAAACAGUGCAUUCUUUUACACAACAGCCACUGUAAGCUGCCUUUAUUUUUUGUAAAUUUGUUAUGUAAGACGAAUUAAUCCUUUGUUCAAAAAGGAAUUCCUCAUGUAUUUUUAUUAACAUCUUUGUUCGCUGUAUAUUUACUGUACUGAGUGACCACUAGAAUGCUGGAAGGUUGUAGGAUGUGUUUUUCUAUUUUUGUGAUUGAAUGAUUAGAACAUGAAUGAUUGGAACACUUUUAUAUACAGUAUGGGGACAGUAAGGAAAAUGCAAAUAAAAACCUGCAGUUUCUUACUUUCA
Trichomycterus rosablanca is the source of this 1622-nucleotide messenger RNA. RefSeq names its product uncoupling protein 1 (gene ucp1). Gene Ontology annotation, molecular function: oxidative phosphorylation uncoupler activity. NCBI's taxonomy places the organism in Eukaryota, Metazoa, Chordata, Actinopteri, Siluriformes, Trichomycteridae. Gene Ontology annotation, biological process: mitochondrial transmembrane transport; response to cold; adaptive thermogenesis. The transcript has 7 exons. Bases 113 to 1039 code for a protein of 308 amino acids. The record is from RefSeq and is a predicted model, not a curated record.